AACAACAGUUCCCGACCUCCGCCGAGGAUUCAAGCUGCCACACUGAAGUGGAACAAAAAGGCGACCUGGCAGCGUUUUUCUACACUCCCUCCACUUUCUCCGGGGUAGUCACGGGAUUUCAAUGUUCAGCCUGCUCUUUGGUUUCUGUGUCGACUUGAGCCGUACCUAUAUGGCGUGUGUGAGUGGAGAAUUCUGCCAGGCACAGCACCUCACCUCCGUGGAGAAGUGAAUCGGCCGCCCCCCUAGGGACUACGCUACCCAGAAACCCCCCUGACUGCCAGCACACUAGGAACUGCUGACUCAUCCAAAGGCCCCCUCUGGGAUACUGCGUAGUCCUUGGCCCGACUGCCCUGCCCUGUCCCAACCAAUACGACAGAUCUUUGCUCUCCGCUUUCUCCUUGAACAGCCAAUCACAAACAGCUCUCCUGAAUGGGCCGUCUCGCCAACAUGAACCGCCCCGCUGCAGUCGAGAUCACCUACGAGUGCAUGAGGUUCCUCAUCACCCACAACCCCACCAAUGCCACGCUCAACAAGUUCACCGAGGACCUGAAAAAGUGUGAUGUGAACACACUGGUGAGAGUUUGUGAAUCCACUUAUGAUAAGACUCCAGUGGAGAAGGAGGGGAUUCAGGUCCUGGACUGGCCCUUCGAUGAUGGGGCCCCUCCUCCCACCCAGAUUGUGGACGACUGGCUCAAGCUGCUCAACAACAAGUUCCGAGAUGAACCCGGCUGCUGCAUCGCCGUGCACUGUGUGGCAGGACUUGGAAGAGCUCCAGUCUUGGUGGCCUUAGCCCUCAUUGAGAGUGGGAUGAGGUAUGAGGAUGCUGUGCAGUUCAUAAGGCAGAAGAGACGUGGAGCCUUCAACUCCAAACAGCUUCUUUACCUCGAGAAAUACAGACCCAAAAUGCGUCUGAAGUUCAAGGAUACCAACAGCCACAACUGCUGUAUUCAGUAGGCGGCCUGUCGGUGCAUCUUUCUAAUGCGCAUCUAGUGGGGAAUCUCCCAACAAAGGGAGAUUAAAAAAAAAAAAAAAAAAAAAAAAAAAAAUGAAGAGAGUGCUAUCAGUAAUUAUUGUGAUGAUUUGUCAACACUGAGUCAUGGUUAAUUGAUCAGAGAGCUAGUGAGUGAUUGAAUGAAUGAAUCCAGAUCUGGGGAUCCACCAGCCGAACCAAUGAAUGGAAGGUCAAAGCACACAGAUAGGCCUGCCUCCCGGUUAUACUGUUCAGCCGCAGGCCAGAAUUUUUUCAACUUGAGUCCAUCCUGUUUCUUUUUUUUUUUUGGUUCAGUUGUAAUCAUGGGAUAACAUUUUCCAUUUUGUGAAUUUUAUUUUUUACACAAACAAAAGUAAUGAAACGAUGUACCGUUAAAUGAUAGUCUGAUUUUAUUUUAUUUUUCCCCCCCCCCCCCCCACUAAUUAUUGAUAUUAUGAUUAGGCCAGAAUAAUGUACCUUUUUAAAAAAACAUUUUUAAACUUUUGAACACAUAUUGUGACUGUCCAUUUUGGUAUUUGGGGGGUAUUUCUUUUAAUUUUUUUUGCACAAAAAACUCAAAAGGUUUACCUGAUAAUGCAGUAAUGUUUUUCUUUUACCCUUCACUUGCUUAAAGUCACUUUCAGUUUAGGGGGGUCACUCAGUUUGAAUAUGUCUGAAAUAUUUAUUCACAAGAUAUGAUAUGUGUGGCAGUUAUGUGUUUGGCAGGGGCAAGGACACUUUGUUAUCCAAUACUUUUGUUGUUGUUUUUUUUUUUUUUCAUCUUUUGAGAGCCAUGUCUUUUUUUUUUUUUUUUUUUUUUUUUUUUAUCUUGUUGGAGUGCAAUAAUCAGUCCACCUCAGAUAAGCCCACCAAACAUUGCUGAGCAUUUUACACACAUACACACGCGCACACUCACACUUCAGACCACGUCAUCCAGGCAGUUAAACAGGAAGAAAAUGCAACAACUCCUACGACAGGUACUUUCUCCGGCUUUCAUUCAUUCUCCUCAACAGGGCUACAAUAGGACUUCCCUAAGUAUACAUAUUUAAACUCACACACAGAGCCUAAGAUUCAACCUGAAAGACAAGGUGGAGAAGAAUGAAAAUGGUCAGUUUUUUAUCAUUGUACCCAUUUUGAAAACAUCCCCAAUUCGUAUUGGUUCUUUAAAGAUAAAUAAAUUGAAAUAAAAAGCA
This is a messenger RNA of Anoplopoma fimbria (sablefish), 2163 nucleotides long. RefSeq names its product protein tyrosine phosphatase 4A2b (gene ptp4a2b). Gene Ontology annotation, molecular function: protein tyrosine phosphatase activity. Gene Ontology annotation, cellular component: nucleus. Gene Ontology annotation, biological process: protein dephosphorylation. Lineage: Eukaryota; Metazoa; Chordata; Actinopteri; Perciformes; Anoplopomatidae. The record is from RefSeq and is a predicted model, not a curated record. The transcript is spliced from 7 exons. Bases 430 to 954 code for a protein of 174 amino acids.